Messenger RNA from Orbilia oligospora ATCC 24927, 2367 nucleotides. RefSeq lists its product as uncharacterized. NCBI's taxonomy places the organism in Eukaryota, Fungi, Ascomycota, Orbiliomycetes, Orbiliales, Orbiliaceae. The transcript has a single exon. Bases 1 to 2367 code for a protein of 788 amino acids. The record is from RefSeq and is a predicted model, not a curated record.
AUGAAUACCGGGCUUCAAGGUCCAGUACCUAUCGACAAAGAAGGUCUCUCACCACAGCAAUGCAAAAUAAUAGACUGCCUGACCGAUGUGGCAAGCCGCUACACCGAAAUCAUCAUGGCUGAUCCGGGGGGAACGUUGCAAUCUUUAUUUCAAAAGAACGUCUCCACUGCCGCUUUGUUCAUUAGUGCGGUCAAUUUUGAGUCGAAGCAGCUAAACACAAAAAUACCUUGUGGCCCUCGCGGUAUAUUUGGGCAAGCGCUGGAAGCGAUGACUCAGGAGGCUCUGGAUUUGGCGAGACGAUAUUUGCCAUGGCUGAAUAUCAACAUCAUGCAUAAUGCUCAUGUAUUAAAGAUAGAUCUCGCAGACCCGACUAAGCCGGCCCUAACCAUCGAGUCAACCCAUACUAGAGUAAGGCUCUAUAAGUCAUACGAUCUUGUCCUAAAGCCCACUGGUACAACAUGGAAAGUUCCUGUAAGCGGCGAUCUCGGAAUCAACGCAUAUACAGGUAUUCCUAAUGCAAAUAGUGUCACAAAUUAUCUCGCCCAGCGAAAUAUUUUAAAUGAGGAUGGGAUUAUUACACCUGGAAGCUCUAUAUUUAUUGGGGGGAACCUGUCUGCAUACGAUUUUAUCGGGCUAAUUUUAGCCAGGACAAAGAUCAUCAGACUACAAACCGGAGAAAAUCCCAAAAAGUUGGAGAUUGAUGAGAAUGAAGCCAAGAAAUAUCCCAAUUUGAUUAAACUGUUUAAACGUAAAGAAGGGGAGCUAUGCGCUCCGCGGCAUGCAGACGGUAUGGAUGCAAAGAUCCCAAAAGAUUUCGGUUUCAUUACACCAGAAAUGCUCUUAGCGCUUCAAAUUCAAAAGAGGGAAUAUUGCAAUCCUUAUACCAUAAUUUUCGAAUUGACUCGCAUUGUAACCGCUAUUGCUUUGAACAAAGCCCCAGGUUGUAUCGAACGAGACCUUCCGACGGAGGAACAACUCGAUCAUAUGGCUGCAGAGAACGAGAAAUUUGCGGCGAACCCAAAAGCGAUAACAGAAACCGGAAUGAUCCGCAGGUGCUUGGUCUCUUUCUAUUGCACGAUCACCACAGCCCCUAAUACGACAGAGCAACGUGCUUUACUUUCUCAGAGGUUCCCCUUACUUAUACGAGAGCCCUGGGACGCAUUUCGGUCCCUAAAUUACGAUAUCACGCCAACUGAAAACCCUUUCGCGAUUCGAUCUUCUCGAAAUUUCUGGAAUCAUAUAACAAAUUCUGCCCCAUUUGCGGUGCACCUCCUCAUCACUCGCCUAUACAGACUUGGUGUUAUUUCGUGGCUUCAAGGCGCUUAUGAGGAUAUUAAGUGGUCACCACUAGAUAUGAGAUUCAAUUUAAAUGAGGAGAGCUCCAACGGUCUAAUCGCACCCCGGGUUCUUAGCGAAAAAACUGACGUACUAAAUACGAGCCUCUUGGAACAGGCUAUGAAACCGGGUGAUGGGGAAGCUGUAUAUCAGAAAGGUCGAACUUUGCUUUCACCAUCGGGUGACACUAUCCAUGUAAUAGAGCUUGGAAUCCCUGGUCACGGUGGGACCUUCGACGGGGCACCAACUCGUAGGGUACAAUGGCUGGAUACCAAUGCUUACGAGUCAGGUCACCAAUUAAUGCCUUCCGUGGUUAGCACAGUCAGAAUCAUCGAGAGUAUGAUAUCUCUGGGUGUUCCUCGACCAUUCAAUGCGCUAAAUGGAUAUUACAAAAGCAUUCUUCCUAAACGUCAAGAUUUUAUUCGCCAGUGCAACAGGAUGAAGGGACCAUAUCAGGAACUAGUUGAGAUUUUGGAGUAUUCACGAUUGGUUGAGGCAGCGUACCCCGAGCGAUAUGCAGAGAAAAUGCGAGAAGGAACUGACGCUGAAAACCGACGACAAGUAAUCUCUGAGAUCAGAGAAAUGAGUAAUGAUCGUGGUUCCCUACAAGUAGCUCUCACAACCUAUGAUAAGCGACAUACUUCCAACAACAUAUUUGUUCCCAUCAGCCAGAGGGUUUUCGAAAAGAUAACCCCCGACUUUUCCCCGGAUCAAAUACGGAAAAUGAAGGACAUCUGGUCAAAAGAAUCCCAUCGAAUAGGGAGUGCUAUUAAAAGUCAUCAGCUUGCGCGUGCACGUGCACAGGGCAUACCGACAGGGUUACCAAGAUUUUUCGUUUCUCAGCGCUGUAUCAAGCCCACUGUCGUUGCACUAGACUUCAGGCAUGGGGUAUCGGGCUCUCAGCAAGAUGAAGGAACGAAUAACUCUGCAGAAUUAAAUAGGGAAAAGGUGUACAAGAGAAGCGAGAGGAGAAGGAGCAGAAGGAGUCUAGGAUAUAAACGGUGCGGAAAGAAGAGGCGUGUUCGACUUUAA